AGGGGGACGACGCAGAUGUCACGGAUGCACAACCAUGAUCAUGAUCUGACCAGAAAGGGGAGAGAAGGAGAGCAGUGGCCUGGGAUCACUGCCCGGGAGCCGCCGCAAUGGAGCGGUCCGCGGUGUGUGCGCGCACAGCUCCCUGCGCCCCCGCCGCCGCUCUCGCCACCUCCGUGUCCCCAGGCUCCGGUCCCCCGCCUAGGACCGCGCCGCCGCCACCCGGCCCUGCCUGCCCUGCCGCCUGCGCCGCGCAGCCCUCGCGCGCGCCCGGAUGGCGCUUUUCUCCCAGGACCGAUUAAAAAUAUACUAAUUCAAGAAUUUUAAAAUACAGUGGAACAGCAUAACAACUGUCUAUGUGCUUCCCAUGAUAUGGUCUCUAUAUUCUACCAAGCAUUUUACCUUGCACAUAGUUGGGGAUUCAUCAGUCAUUCAGGUAACAUAUACAGCAUUUAUUAAGCACCUGCUAUUUUCGGGUGAUGAAGAUACAACAGUGAAGAAACAAAGACCCUCACGAAGCUUCCAUUCUGGUAUCUCCAGGAUGAUUGCAUUCUCUGGCUGCAACCCAAGGAAUCAGUAAUAUAAAGUAUAGUUAUCAAAUGCCCAGACUCUGGAGCCAGAUGGCCUGCGUUUGAAUGUGCUCUGCCGUUUACUAACUGUGUGAACCUGGGCAAGUUUCUUAACCAUUCUGGGCCCCAGACUCUUCAUCAAUAAAACUGGAAUAUAAUAAGAAAAAAUUAUGACAUCAACAUCCAAAGGAAUUCUCCGCCCAUUUUUAAUUGUCUGCUUUAUUCUGGGCUUCUUUAUGGCGUGUCUCCUCAUUUACAUCAAGCCCACCAACAGCUGGGUCUUCAGUCCAAUGGAGUCAACCAGCUCAGUGCUGAAAAUGAAAAAUUUCUUCACCACCAAAAGCGAUUCUGUUAAUGAAACUACCAUUCUGAUUUGGGUGUGGCCGUUUGGGCAGACCUUUGACCUUACCUCCUGCCAAGCAAUGUUCAACAUCCAAGGAUGCCACCUCACAACAGACCGUUCUCUCUACAACAAAUCUCACGCGGUUCUGAUCCAUCACCGAGACAUCAGCUGGGAUCUGACGAAUUUACCUCAGCAGGCCAGGCCACCCUUCCAGAAAUGGAUUUGGAUGAAUUUGGAAUCACCAACUCACACGCCCCAGAAGAAUGGCAUUGAGCACCUAUUCAAUCUCACUCUGACUUAUCGCCGAGACUCAGACAUCCAAGUGCCUUAUGGCGUAUUGACGGUGAGCACAAACCCCUUCGUGUUUGAAGUGCCAAGCAAAGAGAAGUUAGUGUGCUGGGUUGUAAGUAACUGGAACCCUGAGCACGCCAGGGUCAAGUAUUACAACGAGCUAAGCAAAAGCAUUGAAAUCCAUACGUAUGGGCAAGCAUUUGGAGAGUAUGUGAAUAAUAAAAAUUUGAUUCCUACCAUAUCUACUUGUAAAUUUUACCUUUCCUUCGAAAACUCAAUCCACAAAGAUUACAUCACAGAAAAGCUCUACAAUGCUCUUCUGGCUGGCUCCGUACCUAUUGUCCUGGGGCCAUCUAGGGAAAACUAUGAAAAUUAUAUUCCAGCAGACUCAUUCAUUCAUGUGGAAGAUUAUAACUCUCCAAGUGAGCUAGCAAAGUAUCUGAAGGAAGUUGACAAAAACAAUAAGUUGUACCUUAGUUACUUUAACUGGAGGAAAGAUUUCACAGUAAAUCUUCCACGGUUUUGGGAAUCACACGCAUGCUUGGCUUGUGAUCAUGUGAAAAGGCAUCAAGAAUAUAAGUCUGUUGGUAAUUUAGAGAAAUGGUUUUGGCAUUAGAGUUUUCCAACAUUUGCACACCUGGCAAAGUCUUUCAAUGAAAUAUCAUACAAGUUUAGAGAAUGAAAAGAGAGAUGAGACAUUCUGCUUUUCUUUCAAAAUUUAUUUUGAUCACUCUCGGGUAACGUAUAUUUUGAUGAAGAUUUUUAAGAGUUCAGCAUUAGCAAUCACUCCAUUUGGAUUUAAAUUAUCCUGUAUAUACCUAAUUAUGGGCAUUGAAAAAUAAUUUAUUCUUCACUAUCAUUUAUAAACAUUGUUUUUUCACAUUUUUUGUAGUUGUCUGUAAUGUAAGUUUGUGGUACAAUUACUGUUUGUAUAUUGAUCAUCUGUUUAAUCUAUUUGGGAAAUGAAAAUGUACAUCUUAAAACAUGAAAUAUUUUCACUAAAUAUUAUAAUCUCUAGUUCCAAGUUUGCAUAAUGUAACAAAUGAAAAGUAUUUGUAAUUGAAUUCUAACCUCUCUGACUUCUGAGUUGAACAAAGUGUGUAACUGUCUCUAUUUGAUCUAUUUUUACCUGUUUACAUGUUUGUGAAGGCAGAAAUAUUCAUGUAGUGAAGAAGAAACAUAGUGAAGCAGAACUGUUCUAUUCAGAAAACUAUUAGGUUUCCCAUAUACUUUCAUUAAGCUGAUUUGCAAAUGCAGCUACUAUUCUCAUGAUUUUAAGUUAAAUUAUUGAAGUAUUUUUAAAUAUGUAUUUUGGGGGAUUUUUAGUAUCUAGGAAAUAAUCCUAAUAAUACUUAAGAAAAUCUAAGACAGUUCUCUUUUCUAUCCUGAUAACACAUUAUUAUAAUUUCUUCAUAUAACAAAAGGAUAUGUAUAGAUUGCAUCACGUUUAUAAAUGGCACAUAAGUAUACAAUUUUAAUAACAUACCAACUUAAAAUAUUUUUCUCUAAACCACUAUUUAAAAGUUUAUUUUAGCAUAUAGACAAAUAAAUAAACAUAACAUUUGCAAAACUUUUGUCCUAUUAUCUAAAAGAACUUAAAUAAAAUUAACAUCAAGGAGUUAAAUAUAAGAUGUGAAACAUAAUAAAGUGAGGUUUUAUAAGAUCUCAAUGCAUAUUUGUUGAAUGGAUAAAUAAAGGCAUUGAACAUCAUGGGAAAAUUUUAUUAGUUUCAAGGACGUGACAGUUUAGCCUAGAGGUACUCACUGGUGAUGAUGUUGUACAUGUCUCUUUAGUAAUUGUUUAUACUACAGCACAUGGUAAGGCCCUUGGGGCUUUACCAAACCAAAAUGAGUUUGUCAUUACACUAAGUUUUUGGAGAAUUCACUUGUGAACUUAGUUGCUGUACAGCAUUUCUCCUCCCUUAGGUUAAGGGCCAGAUAUAAGCAUAGAACAGCAGGUGAGAAAAGUUGGGAUGCUAAGGAAUCUUCAAGAGAAGUAGUUCCCCAAAGAACUUUAUUCCAUUCAUGGCAAAAACUCAAAAGAAUUAGAAUGUUCUGAUGAGACCUAUUUGAGUCUAUGUGUGACUAAUUCUAAUAGUCCUAUUACAUGCAGCACCAGUACUGUACAACUCAAAUCCACAAUCUUCUACAUCAGAUUCAAGGGAAAGAGGCCAAUUUCAAUUCAGUAAGAAGGAGGCGCCAACUGUUCCUAAUAGGACUGCCGUGGGAGGGAACGAGCUCUCUAGAGCACUAGAAGAAUUUGAGCAGGGGAAGAGUCCUGGGUUGAUGGAGGAUUGUUUGAUCCUCAGAAUAAUGUCUUUACCCACGAUUGAAUAGGCAUGCUGUGUCUGGCAAUGCCGCAGCAGGAUAAAGAUGAACAAGGAACUAUCACUGUCUUGAAGUAGCUUAUAAUUAAGUGGAGAGAGACAGAAAACCUUCCUCAGAUUCUCAACGGUGUUUACGUGGAUCACUGCUGAUUUCAUGAAAAUAGGAAAGCGAAUUUCCCCAGUUGUUUCUGAGCUGCAAGUGUGUUUCCUCGUGUGACCCAAUGGAGAUUUCCUCCACAGAAGCUCUUCUAACCACACUGGCUCAAGAAAUAGUGUGUCUGUAUGUCUGCCCUCCUAAAUAAGGAAAGAUUUCCACCCGCUUUUAUUUUGGCAUGUUAAAACAGUCAUGUUCAUUCAUUUACAUUGACUUUGUUAUCUUUUUGACCUAUGAAAAGUAUAGGGAGAGAAAUAGGAUUUAUUACAAGCAAGUUUAGAAGGUACCUACUUUCUUCAAAAGCUGAAAAAUCAUGACAAGCCACAUUUGCUGUGGUAGAGGCCCAUGACUUGAAUAAACUGAGAAACCUGAGCACAUUUCCUAUAUUGUCAACUAUGAAUUUGGGUUCAUUCUUAGAUUGUGACUCUAAUCACAUGCUGAUAAUAUGACCCAAGCCAAGGCAAUAAUACUAAUUGAUAAACUAGAACACCUCUAUUUUGAAAACCCAUUACCAAGUGUGAGAACAAGUUUUCUGAAUUUGAAGUGCCAAAAUAAAUGAGUCAAUUGACCCUUCAGUUCUGGAUCCAUUGAUCUGUGAGUUUUAGGGCUGGAAGGAAUUAUAGCAAUGUUUACAAAGUAAUCCCUUUAUUCUACUUAUAUGUUAACUAGACUCAGAGAUAAUAUUUAUUCAAGACAUAUGCACACACAUGCCCAGCAGGUGUGGCUCAGUGGUUGAGCUUCGACCUAUGAGCCAGGAGGUCAUGGUUCUAUUCCUGAUGUUGGGGCAUAUGCUCGGGUUGUGGGCUCGAUUCCCGGUCCCAGUGUGGGGCAUACGAGAGGCAGCUGAUCGAUGAUUCUUUCUCAUCAUUGAUGUUUCUAUCUCUCUCCCUCUCCCUUCAAUAAAAAUAUAUUAUUUAAAAAUGCACACACACACCACAGAUAGUGACAUAGCCAUGGUUAGAAUUUAAGGGCCUGUAUUUCUUAAUCCUAUGCUCAUUUUCAUAUUAUUUUCACUUUAUCAUAGAAGUAUGUCUCAAUUCCUAAAAAAUGUGAAUGUCUAGAUGGUAUUAUCAGGGCCUUUAGAAUGAUACACUCUAUGUGCAAGUACUUUGACUUUUGAAAAAGUCUAGUAAAUAAAACAUUGAGCUUGUUAGCAUUCCUUCUGGUUUAAAUAUUUUAGGAGUUGAGCUUCAGCAAAAAGACAUGGGCUGUCAUUACAUUUUAAGUGAAAUGCAAUCCUUAAGAUGAUAUAUGGUCCUCAGCCACUGUUUCAGUAAAUCCUGUAGACAGCAAAAUUCUUUUUAAGGAUAUCUCAUGGUAAAUGAUAUGGAUUUGAUAGAAUUGGCUUGCUGCUGCUGAUUAUAAAAGCAGUUAUGCCAGGGAAUAAAUUGUGGACAUAAAAGAAGAAUCUACCAUUUAAAAAGUUGUAUUUCAAAAUAUCAAAAAUCUAUUACAUUCAAUGUUAUGAUUAUUUAAAUAUUAAUUAUUGUAGGCCCAACUAGUAAAAGCAUAUAUUAAUUUUUAUAGGCCUUAUUAGUAAGACUAUAUAAUGAAAUCUCUAUAUCGAGCAAUAUUACACUCUGAAAAAAAAAAGACAUGGCCAUCAUAUUUUAUGUCAGCCAUAAAUUUGAAAAUAUGAAGUAGAAACUGGUAAAAAUCAUCUUAGUGGAAAAUCAAUAUCAGCUUACAUUUUUUAUAUAUUUACCGAAUAAAUCCUGAUAGUCCUAGAAUGUCCCAAAAUGUUUUCUAUUAUGAGGGCUUAGAAAGCUCAGAGUAUUUGAGGUUUAAAGUGACAGACUAUUUAGGAACUAUUUGCUGAGCCUUUAAAGUUUUGCCUCAAAUUGGAAGUUAAAUAUGGAAAGAAUAAGAAACAAUAUUAUUGAAAUCUUUUUUGCUUAGCCUAUUUUCAAGUUAGAUUCCAUGAGUCUUAAGAUAAUCACCUAGAAAAUGUCUUUGUAUAAAUUAAGACAAAAUUAAAACUCUGAAAUUACUAAAACAAGUUUAAAUUCUUACAUUAUGACUUUGUGCUUAAAUAUAUCUUUGAAUUCCCUUGGACACUAUAUCGUUUAAACUUCUUAACAAAUUAAUUAUAAUCAAGCUGCUAAAUAUAAUAAACUUCAGAAUCUAAAGGAUAAGACAGUGUCUAACAUAGAGGAGGAUCUCAACAAAUACUGUUGAAUGAAUAAAAACAUCGUAUUUAUGAACAGUAUUUUUAAUGUGAUAACAGUUCCAGCUUAUUGGUGUCAGGUAGAGAUGAUAUUUUACAUUUUUCAUCAGUCAAUGUGCUGCUGGAUGCAAAGGAAGGCAUUUUUUUGCCCUCCCAGUCUUGCAGCAUGCCAAGACUCAAGGAUUUGCAACAUGUAAACACUCUAUUCAAAUGUCAACAUACCAACUGUUUCUAAUAGGAAAGACAAUUAGUAUUUAAGGUGAACUUAAAGUGCAAGCACUGUGAAGGGCACAUUAUCUAUUACAAGCGCUAUACCAGAAAAUAGUUUAUUUUCUCCCUAACUGCACUCCUUUGUAUUGUAAACAUUGGUUAAGACUUUUGUGUGUGUGUGUGUGUGUGUGUGUGUUUCUUUAUAUCUCUCAUCUAGAGAUUUUGUAGCAUUUUGCAAAUGAGUAAGCUCCACUACUAUCCGAAGUGCUCUCCCUCUCAGUAAUUCAUAUUGAAUGCAUCCAUAUUCAUAAGCAAUAUGUAGAGCAGUUAACAGAACAUAAAUGAUAGCUUGCUAUCUAGAUAUAUGAAUAAUGCUAGGCUGGGUUAUUGGUUCAAGAUAUUGUAAUUUUGAGAAAGCCAAUGAACCUCUCUGGACUUUGCUGUUCUUAAGGCUCCGUCUACACUACACUACUUCUCUCAUCUAAAAUCUAAACUAAUAUAUUCAUAUAUUUGCAAGUAAAAUCUCAAUGACCAUCUCAAAAUAAUUUUUGGACAUAACUACUCCAAGCUGAUUUUCCUUUUAUCUCUCUGAAUAGAUAUUUAAAGCAUGAAACUGAUUAGGUAAAUUACUAUGUGGAAAGAACCUAGUCCAGUGCUUGGACCAUAGCAAGUGAUCAAUUAGCUAAUCUUCCUCCUUUAACACCUUCUUCCCCUUAUUUCUCUACCUAAGUCCUUUACAAUUCAUAUACACACUACUCACUGAGACCUUAAUUGUCUACAGAAAACCAACUGUAUAUUUGGCAUUGUUUAAAAUAUUUUAGAUUUUUCUCUACCAUCCACAUUUUUAUUAUAAUAAUCUAAAAAUUUUUAUUGAUACAAAAAUGUCUGGAAGCCAGUAAAGUCAAACCCCAGAUGACAAUAAAAUAAGCAACAUAAUUUAAACCUAAUGAAAUGCAUCUAGAUAACUUAGUUAUUUUUAAACUUGUGAUUAAUACAUAUUUACCCAUUUGACUUAGUUUGAAAAUAUUUUUUUAAAAGAAACUCCCAACAUCAGCUGCCUUUUGUUAGUGUUCCAGAAAAACCUGGUUCCUAGAAUCACCAGAGGUGCUUAUGCACAAUUCUGAUUUAUGGGCCCUGUUCAUGUAAUUGGAAUAUAUUCAAAUAAUUUUUAAAAAUACAAAACAUGUUUUAAUGCAUUUCCUAAGUGUUUUUUUGCCCCAUCCUAUAGUUUAUGACCUAUCCUAAGCCAGCAGUUCUCAAACACACAUAUGUCUUUGGGACUUUCUAUAUCAGCUGCACAAGAAUCACUUGAAAGAGUGUUAAUAGCACACAGCUUCUAAUUCUCUGGGUCUGAGAUCUGAGUUGGAAUCUAUAUUUUAAAAAUCUCCCCAGAUAGGUCUGAUGUGCUGUCAACCUUGAGGUUGCAUCUUAGCUACCAAUUAAAUGGAAAGUAUUCUAUUCUCAAUUGAUAUGAGCUAUGGCCUUUCUUUGGUUCAUGUGUACUAUUUCUGAAUAUGUCACUAAAUAUUUCCCUACUUCAAGAGCCUAGACAUUCUCAACACCUAAUAAUUACAUGUCCAAGCAUCAUACUGAUAAUCUCUUAUGUGGACCAGGUUAUUUAUAGUCUCCAGCUCUUUUAAAUCUGAGUGGUGUAUAUGUAGCAGUACAUCUCAAGCUUAGAUGAACAUCUGAAUCAACUAGAGAGAAUUUAAAACUGUUGCUGUCCAAACCCCACCUCUAAAGAUCUGAUCCAAGUGGUUUGAGAUAAGCUGCAGUGGUGAGCAGUUGUAAAAGCUCCACAGGUGAUAUGAAUGUGAGACUGCCUCCGGGAAUCACCAGUCUGCAUAGAAGACUUGCGUAACUUUUGAUCUGGAGAAAUUAUUAGGAACAGAAAAGAUUAUAUAACAUGAAAGAAUACAUAUCAUUGUCUUUUAGGCUCCAACUUUAUGUUUGUAUUUUAUAACAUAAAAGACUGUACUAUCCAUUUACCAGAAUCUUUUACAGCCAUAGACUUCUAUGCUCUGUGAUCUGCUUCUCCUCUGUGUGUGUUUGAGACCUCUUUACCAUGUCCCAGAGUCCUGGCUUGAUGGAUGGAAAAGUAAUUUGCAAUUGGGAUAUAGCAACAUGAUAUAGCACCCAGAUUUUUUAUGACAAUAAACUUAGGAUUGAAUCCAAACUCUGCCACUCAUUAACUGUGAGUCAGUUACUUGACUUCUUUUAGCCUCAGAUUUUGCAUCUAAAUUGUGGAGGUAGCAUCUUCUUGAUGUGUUUGUGUGUGUGUGUGUGUGUGUGUGUGUGUGUGUGUGAGAGAGAGAGAGAGAGAGAGAGAGAGAGAGAGAGAGAGAGAGAGAACAGAUGAAAUGACACGUAAGUGACUAGAUAACAUGUUUAAUUAGUAUCGUUUACUAUAAUAAAAGUCAUUGUGAGGAAUCCAAAUCUAGUUCCAAAAUUUCAGUUCUAAGACUCUGAAAUUGUUAAGCAGAGAGCUUAUAAGUAUCAUUGCAAAUUUAAAUAAGCCAAAGGAAUAAUCUUCAGGAGAAGAGAAACAAAAAUAGUGCAGAAGUGUGUGCAUUUACACCUUUUGUAAUUACUAAGUAAUGGAAGGGGUGUGGGAGCGGGCAGUGAGUGGUUGUGCAUAAACAUUAUUAAGCAAAUACACCAUUUCUUAAAAUAAUUGGAACCCAAGCAGACCUAAUUUUUCCUCACUGUUAUGAGCAAUCAGUAAACUAACAGUCAAUUUAGGGUAUGAUCGGUAGUAUAGCUCAAGUCACAGAAUUCAAUAGCAGGAAGAUUCUCAGAAAUCAUUAUCUAUUAAGGAAAGAGGUCUAGAAAUGUUCAAUAACUUAAUCCAUCACUUCAACUGGUCCACUAGUUAACCCCAGACUAAUGAACUAUAUAAAUUAGAAUACAGAAUCAAGUCUCCAUCUACUUUUCCUAAAUGUAAAAUAAUGCUAAAAGUUACUUUUUUAAAAUUUAUUUUAUUGAUUUUUUACAGAGAGGAAAGGAGAGGGACAGAGAGUUAGAAACAUCGAUGAGAGAGACAUCGAUCAGCUGCCUCCCACACGCCCCCGACUGGGGAUGUGGCCACAACCAAGGUACAUGCCCUUGACCGGAAUCGAACCUGGGACCCUUCAGUCCGCAGGCUGAUGCUCCAUCCACUAAGCCAAACCGGUUAGGGCUAAAAGUUACUUUUUAAAUAAUAGUGUAUAAAUUCAAUAAACAAAUAUAUUAGCUUAGUGGUGCAGAAAUAAACUUAGCCAGACUGUGAUUAAGACUAUUCUAAUUGUUAAUUUCAUAAUAAAUAGAAUUUUGACAUGAAUAAUCUCAACUAUUCAUGUGCACAAGUUCUAAAUGGUACUGUAAUAAAACAAAAAAAAGGCAAGCUUAAAAAAUGUUUUCUAUUCAUGUGUGCAAAAAUCAAUGUUAUUCAAAAUAGUGUUUUUUAAGUUAGCUCUUACUUGUCUUGCUUUAAAGAAUAUUAGGAAUGUUUAUUUCAGAUACAACAUUAGAAAACUUCAAAAUUUGAAUUAUUUUUCUGAGUCCUCUGGCAACCAGAUUGUUGAAAGUAGUUGUACUAAUAUAUAUGUAAAGUAUGUUAAAUUAGAUCUUGCUGAACUUUCAUUGUGAAAAACAAAUGAAAGGUUUCUCUGAAAAUUUUUAAGAGUGACUUCUACAAAAAGGUAUGUUAACUACAGUGAUUCUUUAGACACAUGGCUGCAUUUCAUUUUCAUUAAUGAGGGUGUAAGAGAUAGAAAAGCAGGCUCGGCAUAAAUGGUACCCAAAGUAAAUGAACAACCUAGUACUACUCCUUAUGCAAGAAAUAUGUGCCAGCCAUCAGAGCGCAUCCCCAGAUUUCUGUUGAGCUUCAUUAGCUAUCUUCAGUCCCUUGGGUGAGACAAUCCUGAAGAUGUCAUCCUCAUCUAAGGCGAGAUUGCCAGAGCAGAGUUCACUACCAUCUAGGGCAGGAUAUGUGCCUCCAGAGACUGUAAUUAGAUCAGGCCUUUCACAUACUGGUUUUCUUUUUAAGAGCCCUUGAACAAACCAAGCAUAUCUAGUUGUCUAUGUAAAACUAAGAGCAGUUCACUUUCUUAGAACACAGAUGACCUAUCUCAAAUAUUUUAUAUGUUACUUUAAAAUAAUGAAUCAAAGGACAAAGACUACCAUAAUUGAAACCAGAGGUUUACUAACAAAAAGAAAAACCUUUCAGCAUAUAGAUGUUCUACAUUCAAAGCAAUGAGAGCUCUCACCUUAAAGAUUGACAGGCUAUGAGGCAUUGUAAUUGGAGAUAGGAAAAAAGUAGUGAAAAUAAUGGUAUAUUUUUCACUCUUAAAUAAAAAUGUAAAUCUCUAGAGCUAUCAGCAUGAUGUCAACCUUCAAAAAUAAUAUUUAUAUUCAUCUGGGUUUUUUUUCUUCCUCAUUUUCUUUUGUUUAAAAGUUUGGGUUUGGUAAGAAUCAGGGUUAGUGAAGUAAUUGUGACAAUAUAAAAUGACAUUUUUAUAAAUCAUGUCUAAGACAAAGGUAAGCAGGAAUGUUUGCUGGAGAAAAUGCAAGUGGUCAAAAAUAUUUGGAUGAAAUUAUUGAGCUUAAUCAUCUUCAUUGGAAUAAUAGGGUUUAUUCUGAAACUGCAGAACACAUAUGUAUCAUAGAGGUUUUAAAGGGAAGAAGGGAAAAGCUAAAAGUCUAAAGCAGGGGUCUUCAAACUACGGCCCAUGGGCCACAUGCGGCCCGCCGAAAACAUUUAUCCGACCCGCCGGGUGUUUUUGCCGCCGCUGUGUGCAUAGGAAUUUGUUCAUAGUUUUUUUUUUUUAAACUAUAGUCCGGCCCUCCAACGAUCUGAGGGACAGUGAACUGGCCCCUUGUUUAAAAAGUUUGAGGACCUCUGGAGGUAGAUUCAAGUACACAAAGAGGCAGGAGGGAGAAAAGUGGUGACGAGAAACAAGAAAGGGAACAGUAAACUGAAGAUCAGAACCCACGUUCUAGUUUGCACAAUCUAUUAUAUAAUUCACUAGCUUUUCUGAGCUACCGAUUUUUCAUGUCAGUGGGAUGUGGUGAACUUCACGUUAAAAUCCCCCAAGAAGCUCUUAAUAAAUUUUGAUUGAUUAGUUAGAUAUUCUGGUUUAAUUAGCCUGGCACCAAGCAUGGCUGCCAUAUAUUCUAGAAUUUUUCUUUUCAUUUCUUCCUUCUCUCUUCUAUGUGGCUAUGUCACUGCUGUGAAAGCUGUAAGAAGGGAGAGAAAGAAGUUAUUACACAAUUUCUUUAGGAGCUCUAAUUGAAGAGCUGCUAAAGAAGAAAACUGCAAUGGAGUUUUUGCAAAUGAAGAAUGGGUACUUUACAUGUUUCCUCUUAUCUCAUUUCUUCUUCAAGAACACCCAUACAGACACACAUAUGCCUAUACCUUUUUAUGUGGUUUAAGUAUGACUGAAUAAAAUAAUGUACUUAAAUUAGGAAGCUCAAAACUAUUAUGAUGAAACAAAAUGUGCCAAUUCUAGCCAAUCUGUGAAUGUAAGGGUCAGUAAUCCAUAAACUAUUUGGGUGGUAAUUGUAUGUUUCAUUAAUGUAAUGUGAUUUUGCACUACUGUAUUGUUAUAUUUAAUCAGAAUCUUUAAAACACCCUGAAACCUAAAUGCCAAAUGUACAGUUUAUAGGUUCUUGUUAUUUCUGAUAAGGAUUUAAUUGCAUUGUGCUAACAGUUGUUUAAUGCUAUUAAUGUUCUGUAUGUGUUAUUACUGUGAUUCAAACCCAUGAGGUUGUUGUAAGCACACUAAUUGAUCAUCUGGAUUUUUAUAGAUAAAAUCACCCAUUGAUCAGAAAUCACUUUUCUACUUAUUUUUUUGUAGAGUAUUUUUCCACACUUGAAAAAAAAAAACAUGAUUAUUUUAUAUCAAACAUCAGCUUUUCUUUAAAUCUUAUUUUAGUAGCCAGUGCAUGUUUGAAAUAAAAUGUGUUAGAAAUUUUAUGAUAUUUAGGUUGUGCUAUAUUGGGGGGGGGAAAUGCAUGCUGUUGGCGAAUCAUGCAACUUUGGGGGAAUUUACACUGCCAACUGACACGCAGGCAUGUCUCAAUCCAUGUGCAUGAUUCAUGUCCUUUCUAAAAUCCUUUGUAAACUUUAGUAAAGCGAAAAUGUUAUUCUUAGUGCUAAUGAGCCAAUAGACAAAGCUGCUUUGCUUUUUUUCUAAUGUCGCAGCAUAUUGUGGUAAAUUUGCCCCUCCCUCAAAUUUCCUUCUUGGAGUUUCUAGUUGGCAAUAAAAUAUAACAAAUAAAAUCAUUUAUUGGCAAAUGAUAUAAUUCACUGUAUAGCAACUUACUAUAAUAAGCAUGAAGAUGUGGGAAAAAUCAUGUUAAUAGUUCAAAACUAUGAACACAAUAUUCUGGCAGCUUUUUCUACAAUCAAAAAUGGUAUGGGUUUUUGUUGUUGUUGUUUGUUUGUUUUUUACACUGCCAAAAUCAGUACUACUGCCAGGGUGGGGAUAACUGGAGGUCAGGUCUGCACAACACUAAUUUGAAUAAUAAUGCAGAACAUCUAGGUCCUGUGGACAGCCAAUCAGUGUAACUGGUACAGGGGGGGAAAGGUAAACUCAAUCUUUUUCUCGGUAACUUAGGUAGUUAAGAAAAAUUUUUUUGAAUAGAAAAUAGGAAUUUUGGCUGCAGAGACCAAGCCUCUACAUGCUAAUAAUUUGCAGUAGUCUUUAGAAAUAAGAAUUAUUCAGUGGUGUUUCCUUUUGGUGUUUGUUUUGUUUUCUUUUUCAGAAAAUAUACUGGUGUUUUUGAAAGGGCUUAAUUCCAAACGGAUAAUAUUAUGAACCAAUGACCACCACCCCAAUGAAAUAAGUCGUUCAUCAUGUUAUGUUAUGGCUAGAGCAUAACACUUGGUGACUUAAAACACCAAUAUAAACAUUUACACUGCCGGAAGGUAAUUUUAUUGCUAUGUUAUUAAAGCAGUCGGGAUCCUAUUUAUACAUUUAUUUAUUUAUUUACAGAAGUUUGGUUCAUUCGAGUUCAAUUUUAACAGCUUCAGUGAAGUUAAUAUAAUGAUAAUAAAAGUUGACUCUAGCUACUAGUCCAAGUGAAAAUCAUGCAAAAGAAUUUCCUUCCAUCCAGGAGUAAAGCAUUAAUCCAAAUGAUGAGUAAUCAGCCCACAUCAGCAACACGAUGUACAUGUGUGACAUAUAGCAAAACUGAUCUUGGCUCUUAAUUUUCUAUCAUAUUGUUGUCCCUUCAUAGAUUCAACCUGUAAAUAACAUAAAACAUCAUGGCAGCUAGCCAAUAUUUUAAUAAGCCAUGAAAGGCAAAAUGCCAUAGGGAAUCUAUAAAUUCAGCUAUUUGGAUAACGUGUUUUCCACAAAUUAUACUGCUGAUGUUAUUUGAAAUUUUCUUCCCUUAAAAAUAUCAAAAUGUAGGUUCCUGUCCAUUGAUGUCUUUCUGGGCCUAUAAGUAAAUAUAUGGUAUGAUUGUUAUAGUUAUAAUUUUGUGAAAUUUUUGUUCAAUAAUUAAUGGUGAUUUCAGCAUCUGUGCUAAGAUCCCAAGGCAGAAAUAAAUGUAUAAAGGACUUGAGCCUAUAUGUGUAAGAAGAAAUCUUUCCAAUCAUAUUUCCUAUAUUUAGUGUAAGUACUUCAGUGAUUUACCACUGGAAUUAUUCCUUGAAUGUAUAAAUAAUGAUGUUCUGUUCAGGCCUAAUGAAUUCCUGUAAUGUGAAUAUUUAAAAUAAAAGAAUUCAAUUUCAAUGUGCAAAA
Messenger RNA from Myotis daubentonii (Daubenton's bat), 13787 nucleotides. It is a transcript of the gene FUT9, whose product is annotated as fucosyltransferase 9. Gene Ontology annotation, cellular component: membrane. NCBI's taxonomy places the organism in Eukaryota, Metazoa, Chordata, Mammalia, Chiroptera, Vespertilionidae. The record is from RefSeq and is a predicted model, not a curated record. Gene Ontology annotation, molecular function: alpha-(1->3)-fucosyltransferase activity.